AUUUAGAAGUGCAAUUGAAAUUAAAAGAACUUUAUGAACAGUUUAAUGAAACUUCACCUCAAAUACGUCCCAAGGAUCCUUAUUCUGCUUUUAAAAGUCAACCUAAAGCGAUUGCCCUUUUAGAACAAAUUAAUGCGGAAAAAAUGAAAAAAUCUUAA
Scutellospora calospora is the source of this 158-nucleotide messenger RNA. Lineage: Eukaryota; Fungi; Glomeromycota; Glomeromycetes; Diversisporales; Gigasporaceae. The record is from the annotation of a GenBank genome assembly.